Symbiodinium necroappetens is the source of this 633-nucleotide messenger RNA. Lineage: Eukaryota; Dinophyceae; Suessiales; Symbiodiniaceae. The record is from the annotation of a GenBank genome assembly.
AUGUUCGAGCGCGUCCAUCCGGAUUUCAGGAUCGUGCUGGACUACCCUCAGGCCAUGCUCUAUCACAUUGGCACCAGAGACAUGAGGACGUUGAAAGAGGUCGAUGUGGACAUCGGAGUUCCCCGACCGAAGCGAUGGGAGAUACGAAGUGCCAAAGAGUGCCAAAGCUUGUUGGACUCCUUCCAUGGAUUCUCCGAGGGCCUUGUCGUGAGAGAUGCAAAGUACCGGCGGCAGAAGUGGAAAAGGCGAGAGUACUUGCUGAUGCACUCCGCUCGAUACCUCGUUGGGGAUGACCAGCCCUGCUAUGCCUGGGUCGCGAGGAGCACUGCAGCCGGAACUAUGGAUGCGGACCGCUUGUGCCUGAAUGUUUGGUUGAGGUCCGAGUCCUCCGAGUUUGCGGCGUACUUCCCUGAGGCCUUGGAGCGCUACAACCUGGUGCAAAGGCUCUUAGAGGAAGAAGGACUCUGCGAGGGCCUCGGUGACGUGCGCAGAGAGCGCGAACCUGGAAGCGGGCGCUUCCUUCACGAAGCGACGCUUUGGGAACGCCUCAAAGCAGCACUCCCCCAGACUGAAAAAGGCCGCCCUGAGUUCCGGGCUGCAGGGAGCAUGAAGACGAGACCGUCGCAGCAGUGA